GCUGCCUUAAGGCUGGUCAAUGGAACUUAGCAUGGGCAAGUUGGGAAUUGUUGUGGUUUUGCUUUUACUGGGACAGAUAUCAGCCAUAGCCAGAGGGAGAAAAAAAGAGGACCAAAGGGAAGAGAUUUUGAAAGAGUUGGUGGAGAUAUGGAGAAAGGGAGGAGGCUGGAACCCUCACAAAGUAAAGCCACCACCAGAAAGACAACAAGAUCAACAAAUUCAUUCUAUAGUGAGCAGCAUAAUGGGUGGUCUCAAGUCUCUAGGUUUUAUGCCAAGGAGAAGUACAGGUCUACCAUCUCUAAACAAAGCCUUUGAUCGAAACAGACUCUCAGGAUUCCUUUAUAACAUCUCCAUGUACCUCCAGGAGAUAAGCGUGGAGUUAGAUGAUCGGCAGCAACCUUUUGGUGAUGACCAGUUUUGGGAGAACCUACUGUAUUCUUUGCUUCAAACUGGAAGAGAAACAUCACUUGGACUAUGGGAUGGGAAAGCUCCUCCGCGACCCACUUUCAGGCUUCAGGAUCUGUUUCUGUCCCUCAGGGGCAGCCCACAUUGGGAUGGACUUCUAGGGUUAUUGCAAAGCAUUUUGACCCUUACUGAGCGGCAGCCACAAAAACCCAUCUUGACUUUUAUUUCCCAGAACUGGAAGACCAUCAGUGCUUUGCUCGAAACAGUUCUUCAAGCUCUGGUCAGUGGGACCUAUGGCCAAGCUGUUGCAGGUCUGCAGGGUUUCAUCUGUGUCCUGAAAGGACAAAAUGAUUGUGCCUUCAACCUGAACUGGCUGCAACAGCUCCUUAGCUUUAUGGAGACCAGGAACUGGAAACCUGUAGUCAGUUUACAUCCUUUAAGUGUGGAAAACAAUCAAAGAGAUACUGCCCUCUCUACAGGACGUUUUAAGCCCUUCCUUGUGCCACCUGAGGUGCUAUAUGAGGAGCAAUACUUGUGGAACCAAACAGAUGCUGAUUCCGAGAGCCUUGCCUCUAUGCAAGCACUGCUUCUCCAAGCUUUAUCAAGGUCAAAUGCAGGAGAAAGGGCAGUACAGUUCGCAGAGCAUAAUCCUUCCCUCCUGCAGGGCAUGGAUAACCUCAGACGUGGAUUCCUGCACAAUGUUGGCCGCAGUGUGUAUGGUAAUCUGAGAAGAAAAGUGCUGCAUAUGACCAAGACACUGCUGGAUGAUGUAAGCAGCAUGAUGGGAGAACCGCAGUACAGUCACCAUGGAAGAUGCUCUGUAGGUGACCUCAGGCAAUUAAUUUUAUGGGGAAUUAGACACAAUUUGACAUGGAAUGCUCAAGCAAUGGGCUUCAGCUCAGAAGGUUUGCCCAGCAGGCAAUCUUUCAUGUCCUGCCCCUCUCAGGAGGAAAAAAGGACUUUGAAACAUCAGCCCUCAUCUAGACUACACCAGCUCCAGACAAAUGUCCAUGAGCAGAGUGAUUUGGACCUCUUACCCUCAGCAGAGAUUCUGGAAGCUGCAUGUAAUGCCUCAAUCCCUGGUCUCAUGGGGGUUUCAAAUUUUACUGUUUUCCUUUAUUGUAAUCUCUUUGAGGGAAAGGAUGACUCACAGGACCCUGAAGUCAGCCAUUUUGGGAUAGACCUGCAGGCAACCUGCUCUGAUGCAGCUUGGUACCUCUCUGCAGCAGAAGAAGAUUUUCUUUGGGUUCAUGUUUGUAGUGAAUAUUUUGCUCAUGAGUUCAACAAAACUGUGUGUGCUAACUCUACAUUCUGGCUGCAACAUGCCUAUCAGGUAGAAGCUACUAAGGAUUACCAGUACCUCAACCAGACAAGCAUUGAUGACCUUUGUCUUCAGCUCUCUAUGGAUGUGUCCAGGGAAACUCCUACAGAUGCCACUGAGGAUUGCUUAGCACAGCUGAGCAGCAAAACUUUAACUGCACAAGAUUUCAGAAGAUGUUUUCUGCCCAAUGAUACAGCCCUAAUUGCCUCUUUGUGUGGUAACGAGCCAUCUCAAGCACCCAAAGAUGGGAGCUGGGCAGCAGAAUACUGCUCUAAAGUCAUCCCUAAUCACACUUACAGUGACUUCAAAGACAGGCUCUGUGACUACACAAACUGGGAUAUUGAAAAUUUCAUUAACUCCACGGCCCUUGAGCUUUGCAGCAGUAAAGCAGGCCUGAAUGAUUACAUUUGCAAAAAUACCACGCUGUACCUCAUGCUAGUUCGAAAGCAUCCUUCAUUUUUAGAAUACUGUCUGAAAUCUGAAGGGAAGCAGGGCAGCAAGUGUGUCCUACAGCAACUGUUUGACAUGCUGCCAGCCCCCUAUGAUUUUGACACCUCUCAGCUUUGUGUGAACCCCUUGCUCAUUCUACAGGAAGCAAUUCAUAUGCUUACUCUAUGUGAAGGAGUAGUGAAUGAACGCACAGGUUGGUUAGCUACAGUGAGCUAUGUGCUUCGAAUCUUAGAUUUUAUGGUUGGGCUCUCAGCAGGUUUGGAAGAGGGAAAAAGGGAGGUGCGUCGGGGCCUGAGCCAGGCCAUUCUUCUUUCUAGCCUCCAAGACAAUGCUUCUUUCUGGUCUACUCUAAGGCCUGAUGCAUCCAUAAGUGUACUCCACACUGUUAGUGUCUUCCUCAAGAGAGAGAAAAACUAUUCACUAAAGGAAGACCUUUUUAGCUGUUUCAGUCCUGUCCUGUGGGACCUCAUUCAGAAGGAGGGCAACUCGUCCGCUUUAAGAUUUCUUAUGCAGGAGUACCUACAGAUGCCCAGAGAAAGUAUUCGCACCGUUGUACUGUCAGCAGAAAAAGACGCUGUGAAAAGAUUCCUUUCCUAUGUUCAUCAGAGUUGGGAUAAGCUUCAAGUGGAAACAACACAGGUCUCUCCAAAGGAACAAGAGGCCAUGGAGACCAUGACAGCUGCUUUCAUCCACAAGUUUCCUCGUGUCACACCUGAACUCUUCAUCGACCUCUCUCAGUUUAUACCAUACAUGUCUGUCUCUGACAUUAUGACCUUUCCUGCCUCGCUGAUGGCCAAUGAAAGUGUACUGAUGGCAAUUAGAGAUCACAGCUCUAAGAUGAAGUCUCCACAGAAACAAGCCUUUGUAAAACGGCUGUUGCAAUCCAGCUUAACUGGAGAUGUUCCUUCGUGGCCUCCAUACUUCCUUAGCACCAUUCUGCCCCUACUUCCGCAUCUCCCAGUUAGUCACUUUCUGCAACUCACAUCUCAGCAACUUACUCCCUUAAUGGAGAUGCUGGGGAAUAGCAGUCUGGAUGCCACAAGGGGGCGCCAUGUACUUCGUACUGUCUAACGGGGGAAAAACUUCUCAAGCGACAACAUAAUGAGGUUGGGAGUUCUCAUAUGUUACCUGAAUUCAGACGAAUUGCAACAGUUAAUGUCUUCUUCAACUCUCUCAUCAACCCUGUGGAAAGAGCUGGCACAAUGUGUAUCAGCGGGACAUGUUAGUGGAAGUGGCAGACUGUCGCACUGGCUUGGAAUGGUCCUUAAAUCUUUAAAUGCCAGUGUUUUAUCAGCUUCAGAAAUGGCCUCAUUACAUGGUAUGCUGCCACAAAUUGGGGCUUCAUUCUUGAAGCCACUGUCCUCAGUCGAGUUACUGGAUCUUGUAACUCUGCCGCGUAUGCCAACUUUCCCACCUGCACAGGCAUUCCAGAUACUGAACAAAAUAGCAGAGGAAACAAAUUUCAGUGCCAACACACUCUGCACAUUGAAGCCAUUGUUCCCAGGCCUGGGGCCGUCUUUCUUGAAAAAGCUGGUUAUACCAGAGUCUGCUGAUAUGCUUGAUUGUCGGUGUUGGAGUUCACUGCUUUUUGACCUACAGCCUGCUCUUCGUACUAUGGUACAUUUUGGCCUCCAACAGGCUCUGGAACGCAAAUCUUCAGAUAAAAUUCUGCAAUUGCAGUGUCUUCUACCUUCUGUCUCCUUAAAAAAAUUAAUGUCAGAUCUAAAUGCAGAGACAGUCCUUCAUCACAUAUCUCUGUAUAAGAAUAUGCCCUGGUCUCAUCAACAGGCUCAAAUGCUGUUCAAAAUGAUUCAUCGGACCAUAAACAUCACAAGAGAAUCAAUAAUAAAUUUAGGUCGUAUUGCAGGUGGCAUGAGCUGUGAAUGGCUGAUACAUUGGGUAAAUGAAUCAGGCUUCACUGAAUUGUUGGAGUUUAUCACUAAGUUACCAGGAGGACUUAGACCCGCUUUGAGGAACUGCGUUGUGAGAGAACUUAGGAAAUGGCCAGACACUGAUUUAAAUGACUUGGACCCCUUAUUUGCAGCAAGAUUACCACUGACCAUGUUGGAGCACCUGUCUAAUUCCUCACUCAUAAGAAUACUGGACCAUGUUCGACAACACUUUAUUGAUUUUCUUCAACUACCACGACACAAGCAAAUGGCUUUGGCUGAGAAAGCUAUCGAAGUACUUGGAAUAUCGGAAGAUGAUCUCACUGGAGCCUCCAUGGACAUGCUUGGUCCUCUUCUGCCCUUCCUGGACAGGGAUGUUUUAGCUCACGUCGACAGAGAGGCUCUGAAACUGCGACUGGAGGAGCUGAAACAGUAUUGCCUGCCUUCUGACUCCUUCAGACAAAUAUCAGCUUUGCUUACAAGGAGUAACAUGAUGGGAGAACCGAAAACAUGGAAGGUGGGAGAUGUUGAACAAUUGGGUAGACUUGUGUUCAUGCUUUCACCUCAACAGAUAAGAUCACUACCACUGGGUGAUUUAGGUAAAGACACAGUCGAGCAAGUUCUUCAGAAUCAGUGGCUUUGGAAAGACAGUGAAGUAGGUAAAGCUUGUUUGGACCAGAAAGGACUACGAGAGAAGAUCAACAGCCUCAUCCAAAGGAUUGUGAAAGGUCGAUGGUGGAUGAGAAGAGGCCCUGUCCCAAGCUGUGCAGAUAUUAAAGGGACGUUUCCCUCUGCCUGGAGGUCCCAUCAGCUUAAUCGAAUGAAUAGGAGAGAGCUGAAAGCUUGUGUUGAAUUCAUGGGUCAGGAUGACACACUUGAUGCCGAGCAGCGUGAAGCACUUUGGAGGGAACUCAGACCAGUUUAUAAGCCAGUGAGGCUGCUCAAACCAGAACAGGUGUUGGAACUAGGAUGUAUAGUGACUGAGAUGGGGGAAAGAGAGCUACAGGCUGCCAACUUGUCCAAUCUGGCUGUUGUGGCCCAUCUUGGAAGCCUCAAUGGGUGGAGCACAAAGAAAAUGAGAGCAGUGGUUCUUGGCAUAAUGAUGCAACUUAAACGUAAGCCUGAAGAACUUGGUGUGGUGGAGCUUGUUUCCCUUGGACAUCUGCUUUGCGGCUUUAAUUCUUUGGAAAUUUCCCGUCUAGAUCCUUUCAACUUGAGUGUGGCAGCUUUGUUUCUGGGAGAGAUGGUACUGCCAUGUUCUGAGCUGCAGACCGAUGCGCUGACGUCACGCCUAUCCAAUCCCCUGGGCUUUGGUCCAGUCAGCAGCUGGGGCUCUGAGGUCUUCACUGAGAUUGGGACUUUGGCAGCUGGGCUUGAGGACAUGGCAUUGUCUGCACUUGUAAAAGAGCAAAUGGAAGGACUGACAACAGCAGCAAUAGCCCUGAUACCUCCAAGAAAAUUGUCUGUGGUAUUUAGUGCCACUCAGCUGUCAUGGCUGAGUUCUGAACAGGCAUGUGCCUUGACAGAGGAGCAGUGGGCGGAACUAGACAAUGAACAAAGACAAGCGCUUGGCAUGGCACAGUAUGAAGAUGACCUCAUGCUUGGACACAGAGGCAGGAACCAGGCUCCAUCAGUACAGUUUGCCAACAGCUUCGCAGAGUAUUUAUUACUUUUUGUCUGUAUAUUUUGGAAUCUAUUAUAAAGAUUAUAACCUUAGGUUAUUUAUUUGUUCCUCUUUAUUGCAUUCUUACAUUUUUAAUUAAAUGUCAACUCAUAAACAACAUGGGGACUGUCAUUGUGAAAGGUGUUAUUCUCACAAAUAAACACUUCAGAGUUAAUGCAUUGUUUUAAAGACACUGGAAAAGGAGCAAUCGCAGUCUGCAGUAGUUGGACCUGCACACACACAAUCACUCAAGUACUGUACUAAUAAACAAACAAGAUUCUGAAUUGUUCUGUGGUUCAUAUGGAAAUGCAUUUUUGGGUUUAUGUCUGAUACUUGCAAGUUAAUAUGGUUCCUCCUUCCAUAAUUGCAGACAUCUAACUUU
Molecule: messenger RNA, 6110 nt
Organism: Myxocyprinus asiaticus (Chinese sucker)
Lineage: Eukaryota; Metazoa; Chordata; Actinopteri; Cypriniformes; Catostomidae
Product: stereocilin-like
Biological process (GO): cell-matrix adhesion
Cellular component (GO): kinocilium; stereocilium tip; cell surface
Source: RefSeq, a predicted model, not a curated record